UACCCACAGAUGUUUCAGGGACAAAAACCUGAUCCUGAUAAAGAAAAAGCCUUGAAAGCUGCUCUGACUUAUUUGGACUCGUGUGUAGAAAAGAGUCCGUAUGUUGCUGGAGAACAUCUCACCAUUGCUGAUCUAGCACUUGGAGCAUCUCUAACAUUAGCUGAGGUAACUUUAGGUUCUAUCUCUCGUAUCAUCUCUAACACUAGCCGAGAUAAGGUUACAUUUUCUUCAACAAGAUCUGGCUCUAUAUCAUCUCUAACACUAGCCAAGAUAAGGUUACAUUUUCUUCAACAGGAUUUAGCUCUCGUAUCAUCACUAACACUAGCCAAGAUAAAGUUACAUUUUCUUCAACAAGAUUUAGCUCUCGUAUCAUCUCUAACACUAGCCUAG
Messenger RNA from Limulus polyphemus (Atlantic horseshoe crab), 390 nucleotides. RefSeq names its product glutathione S-transferase D2-like. The transcript has a single exon. The record is from RefSeq and is a predicted model, not a curated record. The annotation marks the transcript as partial. Lineage: Eukaryota; Metazoa; Arthropoda; Merostomata; Xiphosura; Limulidae.